AGACAAAAGGGAGACUGCCAUUACCGUAGCAACAGAAAAUGCUAACCUUCCAAACCCUGAAAGAGAGAAGGGACUGUGCUGCUGCCAGUUCCUUGCCCACUCCUGGAUGCUCACAGCGGGGAUCAGUAUGUGGGGGAUUAGGUGCUGAAAUCACAAGAAUCACCUUCGUCAGCCAGAAUGCUGUCUGGAUUUUCGAAUUUGUUACAUCUGUGGCCAUGAAUUUGUCUUUCAGUCAACACUAAAUCAGAAAUGCUUGGAAGGAUGAUGUCAAGGAGAUAAAAAGAUUAAAAAAAGAAAAAAGGCAAAACAAAAAAAACUGCAACAAAAACCCCCCACAAACCUCUGCCACUGAAACAUCACAAUCCGAUUGCUGCAAAUAUGCCUCAACUUGAUGCAGCUCCCCUACACUCUGGUAACUUCUAACCUGCAAAGCAAAAUCAACAAAAAUGAGCAUCAUAUUGAAAAAAGGCAAUCUCAAGUAAAGUAGAGAGAACAUUCCUGGAACAUUGUAUUCUUCAUGGAAACAACUGUAAAGAAAAAGAGUUUGAGCAAGCAUAAUAAAACUCUGCCAAGUGCUGGAAAGGCCCCUGCUAAUAUCUCUACCAUUCUGCCUUCAAAACAGAUUGCAACAUCCAGUGUGUCAGAUCUUCCCACAGUUUUGCCAGAAAUAGUGAGUUUAGAUUCCGUAGUAAAAGCAAGCCCUGGGAAAAGAAGACCAGGCACUGUAAUAAUAUCAAAACGGUCAAACACUGCAAGUAUGUCUCAGAGUCAGUUGAAUCGACCAGUCAUUCCAUCAAAGAGACCUGGCUUUAGGGUGUGCUAUAUCUGUGGCAGAGAAUUUGGGUCACAAUCUCUUGCCAUACAUGAACCAAAAUGCUUGGAGAAGUGGCAUAUUGAAAAUGACAAAUUACCAAAGCAUCUCAGAAGAGCAGAGCCUGCUAAACCUCAGUCCCUUACUGGUGGCACCUAUGACAUUAAGGCUGCAAAUAAGGCAGCUUAUCAGAGUGCUCAAGCUCAGCUCUUACCCUGUGAAAACUGUGGUCGCACUUUUCUUCCUGAUCGUCUCCCUGUGCACCAAAGGAGUUGCAGACCAAAGGAUGGUGGCCUGGGCCCUUCAAGCUCUAACCCCCCAAAAUCUGUGAAAGGCCCUAGCUCUGGCCUUGUAUCUGCAGCACAUACUGAUCAAUCUAGUAAAGUUCAACAAACAUGUGGGGGUGCACCAGCCAUACCAGAUAAGCCACCAGUGAUCAGACGGCCACCCACAGUUGUUUGUUACAUAUGUGGCCGUGAGUUUGGAACUAAAUCUAUUGGCAUCCAUGAACCACAAUGUCUGAAAAAAUGGCAUAAUGAGAAUGACAUGCUACCCAAACAUUUACGAAGACCUGAACCUAAAAAGCCAGAAGUCAGAUCCUUAGGAGGCAAACUAGCUCCUUUUCUUUGGGAAAAAUGAUCUGUGCAGCGAACACAUUUAUAGUCUCCUGUUGACAAUUUUUGGGAAUAGCUGCACAUCCAUGCCUCCGGUAUAGCUUGCAAGCCUCUACUACUCCUGUAGUGCUUCUGCGGGGCCCGUCCUGGUGAAUAACUUCACAGCAUAUCUCACUGGUUUGUCCUUGGCCUUUUUGGGUAAAACCAAUCUCUGCCUCCUAGUCACCUGCCUCAGUUUAACAUUUUCCAGAGUGAGGACAGCCUAAAGGAGAUUACUAUCUAGCUUGCUCCAAUGCCCGCCAUCCACCUUUACACCUCCAUUGCCAUAGAAGUACCUCCAGCAUGCAAACAAAACUGCAAAAACAAGUCAGGAACAUUACUCCAACCUCCCCCCCUCCCCUCCCCGUACCAACACAAAAGCAGAUAUAGUAGAUUGAAAUCCAAAUGGCUCCAGCACCUUCCGCACACAUAGACCACCUACCACUUACUGAGGUUCCCCCAAGAAUGGGAAGAAGAGUCUCAGGGAGGUGAAGUUUGUUUUUUUGUUCCCCCUGCAACUCCCACAACACAUGCAACAGACAGACUGUUAAGAACAGUGCCUCUGUGUACUGCUGACAGGCUGGCCAACUUGAGGGGGAGAAAAAGGAGGACUUGGAAUGAGAUAUUUGCAGAACUCCAGGCGGAGUCACAGAGCAAAACCAGACUGGCUAAGAGGUGGAGGCUAUACAUGAGGACCCAGAGGGAGAAAGAAAUGCAGAUCUCCCAGGAGACUCUCACAAUGGCCAAAGACAAUGUUGCAGUGACAAGGGAAAGUAUUGCUGUGAUCAAGGACAGCAUCACCAUGCUGAUGAACAAGGAGAACAUGGAAAAAGACAGAGAUGCAAAGGCAACUCAUGGACGCUAUCCUGAGCCAGAAUGCCUUCCUGGAAAACAUGCUUCUGCUAGGCCAGCAGGCCAUGCAAUCCUUUAAUUUGGGACCUAGCCAUGUCCUUCAGCUCCUGGACAAUGCUGGCUGCUGGGACCAGCAGCAACUUCUAACCUCUGCAUCUCCACUUCAGUGCUCCCAGCAACACCCAUUCACCUCUCAGAUCCAACCUCUGGGCAAUGAGAACACUUGGAUCUCAGAGUCCAGCUCUUCUUGAGCCUUGCAACAUCCUUGAGAAUUUUGAACCAAGACACUUGACCCCAGAAUCCAUGUACUCUCCCCAUGACCGAGGUCAUGUGUACGAGAAGAGCCAAUGGCAAGGUGUAUACUUACCUUUAAGUUUAUAUGCCACCACUAAAAAGUUGUAUUUGAAAUAUUCU
This is a messenger RNA of Mauremys reevesii (Reeves's turtle), 2730 nucleotides long. RefSeq names its product zinc finger protein 474-like. The record is from RefSeq and is a predicted model, not a curated record. NCBI's taxonomy places the organism in Eukaryota, Metazoa, Chordata, Testudines, Geoemydidae. The transcript is spliced from 6 exons. The coding region runs from base 518 to 1450 and encodes 310 amino acids.